Molecule: messenger RNA, 2001 nt
Organism: Owenia fusiformis
Lineage: Eukaryota; Metazoa; Annelida; Polychaeta; Sabellida; Oweniidae
Source: the annotation of a GenBank genome assembly
ACGGUAUUUUGUUAGCUAUUGCUCAGUAUUUACUGGACAAAAUUUGGUUAAGAAACCCUGUAUUGAAUGCGAACUAAGUUAGCAUCUAAUUGUGUAAUCUCUGAUUGAGUUAGGGAAAUACAGAUUCAUCAUAACUUACUUACGGAAGUAAGGUCCAUCUGCCAGUUGGAUUAACGGAUUAUGAGAUUUUCUUAAACCAUUGGAUCAUAUAUAAUCGAGACGGAUUGAUUGAUGCCAGUGAAACCUAUUCAGAAAUGCAGUUACAUAGGCCUAUGUAUGUGGAAGCUUUAACACUGAUACUUUUCCUACAAGGUUGUGUUUGUAACCCGGAUGCAAAAAGACUUUACGAUGAUUUACUUAGUGGCUACAACAAGCUUGUCCGACCAGUGUUGAACAAUUCAAAUACGUUAACGGUGGAACUUGGCCUUAGACUCUCACAAGUCAUUGAUAUUGACGAGAAGAACCAGAUUAUGACAACUAAUGUUUGGCUUACACAGGAAUGGUAUGACUACAAACUCCGCUGGGAUCCAGUAGAAUAUGGUGGAGUGGACAGAUUGUAUGUGCCUUCUACAGAGAUAUGGCUGCCAGAUAUCGUUCUGUACAACAAUGCCGACGGAAAUUACGAAGUCACCCUUAUGACGAAAGCCACUCUGUAUCCCCAAGGGCGUGUAAAAUGGGAACCUCCAGCAAUCUAUAAAAGCUCUUGCGAAAUCAACGUAGAAUUUUUCCCAUUUGAUGAACAAAUUUGCACAAUGAAGUUUAGCUCAUGGACAUACGACGCUUACCAAGUGGAUUUGGUACAUAUUGGCCAAGCAAGAAGCGGAGAUGGACAUGGCACUUCUCAGAUUGCAAAUGGAGUUGAUCUUCGAGACUAUUAUCGCAGUGUGGAAUGGGAUCUACUUGCAGCACCUGCCAAAAGAAAUGAAAAGUUUUACCCAUGUUGUCCAGAGCCCUUCCCCGAUAUUACAUUCACUGUCGAGAUGCGUCGAAAAACUUUGUUCUAUACUGUUAAUCUCAUUAUCCCCUGCGUUGCAAUUUCAUUCUUAACCGUGUUGGUUUUUUAUCUUCCGUCCAACAGCGGUGAAAAAAUUACUUUGUGUAUCUCAAUCCUACUCUCCUUGACUGUGUUCUUCUUGUUGCUUGCAGAGAUCAUUCCGCCAACAUCUCUAGUGGUACCUCUAAUUGGAAAAUACCUGCUCUUCACAAUGAUUCUUGUUACCCUCAGUAUCGUAGUGACCGUUAUAGUUCUCAACGUCCAUUUUAGGUCACCCUCGAUGCAUGUUAUGUCGCCAUGGGUGAAAAAAGUCUUUCUUAAUAUUCUUCCGCGCUUGUUGAUCAUGCGCAGACCUAACCUCGAUAAAACCAAAGCGCCGAAAGUGAUGAUUCGAACCCCUAAUGGGAUAGAAGUCAGAGACGCUUUCAAUGAGAGGGGAAGAGGACAUUAUAUGUCUGCUAAUAGACACGAUGAAAUGGGUGAUUUAGAAACGGAGGUUAAUAGCAAUAUAGCCCCAGGACUACGUAAACGACACACGGACCCUGUGAUCGAAAAAGCUAUGGAGGGGGUACGCUUUAUAGCUGCGCAUCUCAAAGAAGAAGAUGAAAAUGACCAGAUAAUGGAGGAUUGGAAGUACGUUGCCCUAGUGCUCGACAGACUCUUUCUUUGGAUUUUCACAUCCGCUUGUAUCGUAGGGACUUUCGGUAUCAUACUACAAGCACCGACACUCUAUGACGACAGAGAACCGAUCUCACUGACACCUAUUGCUGAUUGUAGUGCCAAUUAUGGGUCAACUUGUUAAACUAUUCAAAAAAUAAAUUAUAACAUUGUUAGAAAACGAAAGAUACAUGUUAGACUAUGUAUCUAGUGUAGUACAUCAGCGAUUAUAAUAAAUCAAGCCCCAACUUUCAAAAGGAGACGUAGGAAGAAACGGUGUCUUCUUAUAUAGUGCCCUCCCUCUCUCACGAACAAAAUGUCGUUUGAAAACACGGAAAGACAAUAGAAAA